Messenger RNA from Colletotrichum destructivum, 1546 nucleotides. RefSeq lists its product as uncharacterized. Bases 902 to 1339 code for a protein of 145 amino acids. The transcript has 3 exons. NCBI's taxonomy places the organism in Eukaryota, Fungi, Ascomycota, Sordariomycetes, Glomerellales, Glomerellaceae. The record is from RefSeq and is a predicted model, not a curated record.
AGCAUGAACAUCGGUCUGUCCGAGGCUCCUGUCUUCCGACUUCUCGGCGUCAGGGUGGGCCUUGGCACUCCGAGCACUCGGUGUCGGUUCCGUGAUCCUGCCCCGGUAGCUCUCCUCUUUCGUAUUUCACCGGGUUCCUCCUCUUCCUCUUCCUCCUCCUUGUGACGGAAAAAAAAAGCAACGAGCGCUGGCGCCUGAGGGGGGCCCACAGUCGGUGAAUGUCCCAAGCUAUGAUGGGAGGUUGCCUACAUCAUCACUGCCCCGCAGGCAAGCUGAUUUCCACCACAAAACCAGCGCUGCGUGUCCUCUUCUUUCCGCAGGGCGGUGAACGCCGGGGUGUUGACCGAGUGUGUAGCUCGAGGAACAAGAGGAAGCUCCCGUCCAUGUGCUCGUCACAACUGGCCCGUUCGCCGUCGGUCUGCCAUGCUCCGCCCUAGGCAGAGUCGCGUGGCAGAAGCGAAGCUGUUGAUGCUGAACUCGUGCGCCCCUACUACUCUGCAUUUCUCCGCUGCUACGACACACUGCCCACCCGAAGAAACGGCUCGCUCCUCACCGAUCCCAGACCAGGGCCAUCCCUUUCCUCGAACAACACUUUUCCUACGCUUGGCAAGGGUUCGACUGGCCCUGCUUUGGUGAUUCGUCCUCGACGUCGUUAAUAUCCAUGUGGUUUCUAUCCGGGGUCUCGCUGGGCGGAUGCGGCUUCCAAGGGUGCCACGGACUCAUAAUGAACUGGUCGUCUUGUUGCGGAUGAUAUAAAGAACAAGAGAGACGGCAGGGGAGAGAACGCUUCGAUUGAAGCCCGACUACAGACGAGUUCAAACCCAGCAACAUUGGGCCAUUUUUCAGACAUCCCACUCGUCCAGGUCAUCGCCAUUGAGCAUCAUCCUGCAACCUGUCCACCAUGUCCACCAACGUCAACUUGACCCGAGGCACCGACGGCCAACUGUACUACCAAGACAACCACGGCCACUGGCAUCUCUACCCGUCGUUGAACUAUUCGAAUCCGUCGUCCUACGUCACCAACCAGCAAUACUCCCAAGAUCCGAACCCUCCCCAAAACCCAACCUACCCGGAGGGAUUCGAGUACGAUGAGGAGAGAGCUGAAGCUGGAAGCUUCCAAGGGGACCCGCACGAGAGCAACGGGGAAGCUCGUCAUGCGUCUUCAUCUUCGCGAAGGCGAUAUGACGACAGGGUGGCCGAAUAUGUCGAGGAUCAGAAGAGAGACAGGAAACACCGCGACAAACCACGCGACAACACACGAACUAGCCGUCGCAAGCACAAGGAAUCCACUGAGAAGAAACUCAAUGACAUCUUGAAGCCAUUCAGGAGUAAGGGGUAGUGUGUCACGGUGGUUUGCUAGCUUGUCAGGGGGGGCCGGCUUCUCAUUUGAGUCAUUGAGUUCGAUUUUAGACAGGUUUAGAAGAGGGUUUGUUCGUGCCUAGAGUGGUUAUAAGCUAGAUAGAUUCCGUCUCCAGGGUUCAAGUGGUUUUUAGAUACUUGGCUUGGUUUUCUUUUUUUAACUGAUCUGUUGGAAUAUGAUUGUGUC